AUGAGGCGCGGGCGCCCUUCCACUUCGGCCUCGCCCUACCGGGCGUUGGCUCAUCAUGUCCACCAGGCCGGCUCAUCCGCCGUCUUGUCCGACUCGAGCUCUCUCAUUCGAUCCUUCGACGUCGAAACCAAUCCGGCGCGGCCGGUCCGUCCAUCCCCACUCGCCGCCUCCACCAUCAGGGACAUGCCGCUCGAUCUGGUGGAGCGUGUAAGGUCCUUUCCCCUGUUCCAAUCGGCCCCGGGGGAAUUUCUCAUUGCCAUAGGCAACCACUUGAAGCCCCAAGUCCAUGGACCCAACGAUCACAUUGUCGCCGAAGGGGACGACGCAAAGGCCAUGUACUGGCUCGUUCGCGGGGUUGUUGCAGUCACGUCCCGCGACGGGGAGGCGGUCUAUGCGGAGCUCAAACCCGGCGCCUUCUUCGGAGAGAUUGGCGUCCUCAUGGACAUGCCGCGAACUGCAACCAUUGUCGCUCGAACCAAGUGCCUUUUGCUCGUCCUUAAGAAGGAAGACCUGCAACUCGUCAUGCCCGGGUUUCCCGAAAUGGAACAAGCCAUCAUGGAAGAGGCCCAAGAGCGCCUUCACCUGCUCAAAAAGAAGAAAAGGCACCAAAGCGGCUCAUCGGUCGGAUCCUCACAGGGGCGAAUAAGAGAUGGAGCUGCCGCCUCGCGGGCAACCGCGCCCGGUGAGGUGUCGACUGGCGAGAGCGGCGCCAUCAAGGACGGGGCAGUCGUCAACAACCCCAAGAAGAGAAAGUCCCCGAGCCCCGGAAUCAUCGAGGACCCAGCCGCCGGCGGCAGUGCUAUUGGGAGCGGCCUGGUGAAUAUCCGCAAAACCCUCAAGGAGCUUCCCCUGUUCUCAACAUUGCCUCCCGACAUUCUCCAUUUUUUGGGGCUCAGCGUGCAGCCCAAGACGUGGCCGCCCUUUUCGGACAUCAUCCAGCAGGGCAGCUCCGGCAACGAAAUCUACUUCAUCGUUCAGGGCGAGGCUGAAGUGGUCCACCACGACCCGCCUGGUGAACGGCAAGGCGCCCAGCAGCAAAAAUCUCUUGGCGGCUUGGUUCAUUCGCGGCCGCGGCUCCGGUCGGGCCAGUAUUUUGGCGAAGUGGCAAGCCUGGGGCUUUCGGCGGAUCGAACCGCCACCGUGAGGUCCAUCACGACAGUCGAAUGCCUGAUGGUUCCGGGCGAGGUCUUGGAGGAGCUAUGGCAACGGUGUCCGCCAGGCAUCAAAUCUCAAGUCGAAGAGACGGCUAGGAUGCGCUAUAGCGGGGGCCGUCGAGGUGAGGGAGCCGAGGACAUUGACAUGGCCGAUGUCGACAGAUCCGACCAGGUUUCCAGUCUGCCCCAUACGCCGCCGACGGCUCCUUCGAGCAGGCUCUCCAUGUCCAAGUUGCUCUUCGCGAACCCGUCGGCGCAGCAGAUUGGCCCGGGUAGCAAAGACGACUCGGAUAUGAUGGAGCCCAAGGAUCCCGAUCCAUUCCUAAGCGUCAACAUGGAAAAUCUCAGAAACCGCCGGCGACAGUCUCUAGCUCCUCCCACUCCACCAACACCGCAGUUGGAGCCGACGACGCCCAGCCGAUCGAAUGGCGUCGGUCGCUCGCCUCUAACAGACGUGAUGACGACGCCCAUCAAAUUGGAUCUAGCUGCACAAUCUCCUCCAGACUCCGGGCAUAUCUUGGACGGCCUUCUCGUGUGCAUCUUCAAGCACCUCGAUAUCGGAGAUCUUGUUCGCCUGCGCAUCGUGAGCAGACGAUGGCGCCAGAUCCUGACCACGUCGCCCGACAUCUGCCACGAAGUCCACCUGUCCCGCUACAACCGGACGGUAAACGAUGAUGUCAUCGUCCACGUCCUCGCUCCCUUCAUCGGCACACGAGCCGUGACGGUCGAUUUGAAUAACUGUUUUCACAUUACAGACGAGGGGUUUUCCGCUCUUUGGCGCGGCUGUGGCAAGAAUAUCAAGGAGUGGAGGAUGCGGUCUGUCUGGGACGUCUCCGCGAGCCAGAUUCUGGAGAUGAGCGAAAAUGCAAAGAAUCUGGAGGAGAUAGACUGGAGCAACUGCCGCAAGGUGGGAGACAACCUUCUGGGCCGCGUGGUUGGAUGGGUUGUGCCUAGCGCAUCCCCUCCCGGCGCCAUGGUGGCGACCAAGAAGAGAGGCAAUAUGGUGAUGAUGUCGUCGUCCAACCCGCUGGGCCAGUCGAGGGACAAGAAGAGAACGAGGAAGGCGGGCCAGAGCAAACAGGCGCAGCACGCAAAUGGUCGGGACGACAAAGAGGCGUCCAAGAAGAACCAGCAUAAUGCAGCAGCGCCCGUCGGCCCGGGCGCUGUGAUUGGAUGCCCGAAGCUCAGCAAGCUCAACCUGUCCUAUUGCAAGCACGUUACAGACCGGUCAAUGGCGCACCUGGCCGCCCACGCCUCCAGUCGCCUCCGAUCGCUUUCCCUAACUAGAUGCACCUCCAUCACCGAUGCCGGGUUCCAGUCGUGGACGGCGUACAAGUUUGCGAAGCUGACGCAUCUCUGCCUGGCGGACUGCACCUACCUCUCGGACAACGCCAUUGUCGCGCUCGUCAACUCUGCCAAGAACUUGACGCAUUUAGACCUCUCCUUCUGCUGCGCCUUGUCCGACACAUCGACCGAGGUUGUCGCCUUGGGCCUCCCGAGGCUGCGGGAGCUGCGGAUGGCCUUUUGCGGCAGUGCCGUGAGCGACGGAAGCCUUGAGAGCAUCGCUCUGCACCUCAACGAGCUGGAGGGCCUGAGCGUUCGCGGCUGCGUGAGGGUCACGGGUCGGGGCCUGGAGAGCGUGCUGGAAGGCUGCCCACGCCUCGGUUGGGUGGAUCCUCGCAGCAUGGGGUUACGACGAUCGGGGGGUCAAGCAGCCGCCCGGGAUGAUUCCGGCUUCGAUGUCGCCGCCGGCGCCCGCCACGAGCGAUGA
Messenger RNA from Hirsutella rhossiliensis, 2925 nucleotides. RefSeq names its product cNMP-binding protein. The transcript has 3 exons. NCBI's taxonomy places the organism in Eukaryota, Fungi, Ascomycota, Sordariomycetes, Hypocreales, Ophiocordycipitaceae. The record is from RefSeq and is a predicted model, not a curated record. Gene Ontology annotation, molecular function: protein-containing complex binding; protein binding. Bases 1 to 2925 code for a protein of 974 amino acids.